AUGUCAGGCAUAUAUGCUAUAGUCUGGGCCCCUUACGGCCCCUCUGCGGCCCCUUGCGGCCCCGUCACCGCCACCUGCGGCUCUUUCGCUAUCACCUGCGGCCCCGUCGCCGCCACCUGCGGCCCCGUCGCCGUCACCCGCGGCCCCGUCGCUGCCACCCACGGCCCCGUCGCCGCCACCUGCGGCCGCAUCGCCUCCACCUGCGGCCCCGUCGCCGCCACCUGCGGCCACGCAGCCGCCACCUGCGGCCCCGUCGCCGCCACCCUGCGGCCCCGUCGCCGCCACCUACGGCCCCUCAUGGCUACCCCCAGUGUCCUUACUUUUGAUGCUGAGGGCCGUGCCGUUGACUUUGAGUUCUGGGUCGAUGACCUCCAGCUGUUUCUCCUGUGCGAUAGGGCAGACGGACUCUCUCUGUUCGAUCUCACCUCUUGUGCCUCUCCUGCCCCGCCUGCUACUGCUGACAGCACUGUUCGCUCACAGUGGGCCACACCCGAUGCUGCUGCUCGCCUUGCUGUGCGCCGCCACUUACCGACCACUGAGCGUGCAUACUUUAGCCAGUACAAGAGUGCUCAGACCUUGUACGACGCUGUAGUUGCACGCUACUCUUCCCCUGCCACUGCUGCACUGAGCCGCCUCAUGCUACCGUACCUCUUCCCUGACCUUGCUGCCUUUCCCACACUCACUGACCUCAUUACGCACCUCCGCACUAUCACCCGGCUCCCUGACUCUCUCCGCGUAGUCAAGGACCACUUCCUCUCAGUUUGCCCCACCACUCUCACCGUUGACCUCCUCGAGAAGGGCCUCCUAGCAGUAGAGAAGAGCAUAGUCGCUGUAGCAGCCUCUCGUGGUGACCCUCACACCCCCGUCUUUGAGGGGUGUUCUCCCUCCCCCCUCUUGCCCUCUGAUGCCUUUGCUGCUGCGGCCGACCUUGUUGGUUUCGAGUCGGUCGGCGCCGCGUCUGCCCCGAGCGGGAAACGCCGCACCGGCAAGGGCAAGGGGGGCAAGGGCGCUGGAGGGGCUGGCGGGGGCGGUGGCGGAGGGAGCGGAGGCGGCGGAGGUGCUGGAGGCGACGGAGGCGGCGGAGGUGGCGGAGGCGGCGGCGGCAGCAGUGGACCUGGUCGCAGCUCUGCACAGAGGAGUGGCUUUGGUGGUGGUACGCGCCAGCAGCAGCAGCGCAGUCGUGAGACCCUGUCCCCUCAGCAGCUUCGUGAGGCGGGGGUUGCUAUCUUUGAUCUUGAUUUUGAUGCUAUUCUUGCUGCCAUGUAUGCUGUUGCUGAUAGUGUUGAGGGUGACUUUUACCUGUGUGUUCCCCCUGACCCGGGCAUUGAGCCUGCUGCUCUAGGUGCUGGUGAGGCUGCUGCUCUAGGUGCUAGCGCGUCUGCUGUCCCAGGUGCUGAUGAGUCUGCCCUCUCAGGUACCUCGUCGGCUCAUGCCUUACACACCUUCACCAUUGACUCGGGUGCUUCCCGCUCCUUCUUUCGAGACCGCACCACGCUUACGCCGCUUAGUCAGCCGGUUGCGGUCUCCCUGGAAGACCCCUCUGGGGUUCCUGUCCUUGCUAGCUUCUCCAUUGUCUUACCGUGCCCAGCAGCCCCCUCUGGCACCAUGUCACGUCUCUACCUCCCCUCGUUCUCUACGAACUUGGUAGCUGCGUCGAGUCAGGUGUUUGCCGCAGCGUCCAGGUCUGGUCCUGAGUUUGCUCCCUGCUCGUGUCGUCUACUGUCCCACCAGACUCUCCUUUGGCACCACCGCCUUGGUCACCCCUCCCUGCCUCGUCUCCGAGGCAUGGCCUCUCAUGUCCUUGUCUCUGGUCUCCCCCGGUCUCUCCCUCCCCUACCUCCGUGGCCUGCCCCUACCUGCGUCCCCUGCGUUGAGGGGCGACAGCGCGCCGCCCCUCACUCCUCCGAGUUUCCUCCGACAGAGGCUGCGUUGCAGACUCUUCACAUGGACGUGUGGGGCCCCGCCCGCAUCCGUGGACAAGGGCACGAGCAUUACUUCCUGUUGGUGGUUGACGACUACUCGCGUUACACCACAGUCUUCCCCUUGCGCAGCAACGGUGACGUCACUGAGGUGUUGAUCGACUGGAUUCGCGCAGCUCGUCUCCAGCUCAGAGUGAGUUUUGGCUCCAACUUUCCUGUUCUGCGUCUGCACUGUGACAGAGGCGGGGAAUUUUCCUCUGCCCGUCUAGGAGCCUUCUGUCGUGCACAGGGCAUCCGUCAGACCUUCACGCUUCCGGCCUCUCCACGGCAAAAUGGGAUUGCUGAGCGCCGCAUUGGCAUGGUCAUGGACGUCGCUCGUACGUCCAUGAUCCAUGGGGCUGCCCCCCAUUUUCUGUGGCCGUUUGCGGUUCAGUGCGCAACGGAUCAGAUCAACCUUCAGCCCCGAGUCUCCUUGGCUCAGACCUCCCCCACCUUGCGGUGGACGGGGAAGGUUGGCGAUGCGUCUGCGUUUUGGGUCUGA
Closterium sp. NIES-65 is the source of this 2460-nucleotide messenger RNA. NCBI's taxonomy places the organism in Eukaryota, Viridiplantae, Streptophyta, Zygnematophyceae, Desmidiales, Closteriaceae. The record is from the annotation of a GenBank genome assembly.